Brassica napus (rape) is the source of this 1059-nucleotide messenger RNA. RefSeq names its product putative NAC domain-containing protein 61. Gene Ontology annotation, molecular function: DNA binding. Bases 138 to 983 code for a protein of 281 amino acids. The transcript is spliced from 3 exons. Lineage: Eukaryota; Viridiplantae; Streptophyta; Magnoliopsida; Brassicales; Brassicaceae. Gene Ontology annotation, biological process: regulation of DNA-templated transcription. The record is from RefSeq and is a predicted model, not a curated record.
AAAUUUCCUAUUUCACUCAGAAAACCCGAUCUCUACUUCGAAAUACUAGCACUUGCACCUAUUUAAACUCAUAGUGAGCCCAUGAAGUUUUCACACAGAAGCCAAAGUUUUGUAAACAUACACAAAAAGAAACUAAAAUGGUCGAAGAGCUUCCUCCUGUAGGGUUUCGCUUCUAUCCGACGGAAGUGGAGCUGAUUUCGUUCUACUUAAGAAUCCAGCUUGACGGAGGACAUGCUACCAUUUACAGCCUCAUACCCAUCCUGGAUGUGUUUAACGUUGAGCCUACUCAGCUUCCAAAUCUUGCGGGAGAGAGGUGGCAAGGAGACAGAGAACAAUGGCUUUUCUUCGUGCCAAGACAAGAGAGAGAAGCUAGAGGAGGUAGACCGAGCAGGACCACUAAUUCAGGAUACUGGAAAGCAACUGGUUCACCGGGGCCUGUGUUCUCACCGGAUAAUCGAGUGAUCGGAGUUAAGAAGACGAUGGUUUUUUACAUGGGGAAAGCACCUAAGGGGAGAAAGACAAAGUGGAAGAUGAAUGAAUAUAAAGCAAUAGACGAAACAGCCAGCGUAUCUACCAUCCCGAAGUUGAGGCACGAAUUCAGUGUCUGUCGAAUCUACUUAAAAUCUGGAAGCUCGAGAGCUUUUGAUAGACGUCCAACGGAAGGUUCUGGGACAGAGACAAAGCUUCCUAGCAAUGGAAUUGAGACAUCAUCUCACAACGCAAGACCAAUUUCAAUAGAAACUACACAAAGCAACUCAGAGAUGAUUGCUGGGAUAUCAAAACUCCUAGAGAGAAAGCUUCCUAACAAUAGAGCUGAGAGAUCAUCAUGUGCCACAAUAUCAACCUCAUCGGAAACUUCAUAUUCAGGGGGUGAAGACCAAGUUCAGUUACCCGUGAAUGUUACUACUACGCAAAGAAUUUCAGAUAUGAUUGAUGGGCUAUCACAACCAUUUUGGGAAUGGGAACAACUAAAUUGGUCAUAAACCUGUUAAAUUGCCUCUUUACUAUUAUUCUCUGAUCUCAUUUUUUUUAAUUGACAUAAUUUCUAAAGUUUUCAUA